CCCACAGCCCAACAAACGACAAUAGUAUGAAAGGAAUUCCAUGGGCGAUUUCAGCUGAAACACAGUAUCUAACGUGUCACGAGCUCCGACUCCCUCAUGCGGUUAUUUAUACCUUGUCCAAACUAAUCACCUGCAGACCUGCUCCCUCCAGGUGUCCAGUUCCAGGUUACGCCUCCACAGUCCACACUCCCUAGUUCCAAUUCCAAUCCAAUCCCCAUUACUCCAGCUAUCAGUACGGCAGUACCACCCCACCUGACCGCCCCAACGACGGUGGUUCUUUUCGCCUCAUCUCCUACCCCGUGUGCUCACCGGCGUUGGCUAUGCACCAUCGCAUGGGUCGCUUCCUGCUCUUGCCGGCUCUAACCUUGGUAGUUGCGUCCGCGUGGGUCCCGAUCACCUUCGCCGACCCGCAGGCCACGCUGCUCAACCAGGGGUGCAGCCAGUACAACGCCACGCCCGCGUCCGCCUUCAUCGCCGCCCUCAACUCCACGUUCGCCAGCCUCCGCGCUAACCUCUCCGCUGCAAGCAGCGUCGGUUUCGCCACCGCGGCGGAACCGCGCGCUGCCGCCCCGGCGUUCGCGAUGGCGCAGUGCCGCCCGUACGUCGCGGGCCGUGACUGUGUCGCCUGCUUCGACGCGGCCGCCGCGGGACUCCGCGCCACCUGCGUCGCGGGCCGCGCGGCCAACGGCGGGCGCGCCAUCCUCGACGGCUGCAUGCUCCGGUACGAGAGCGCGGCCUUCUUCGACCAGUCUACGCUCCCGGGCAACACGCAGCUCUGCAACGGCUCCGCCGUCCAAGCCGGCGGCUUCGCGGACGCAGCGCGGGCGCUGGUCGCCGACUUCGCGGCGGCCGUGCCUCGCGUCCCUGGGCUAGCCGCCGCGGCCGCGAGCGGCGGCGUGUACGCGGCGGCGCAGUGCGUGGAGACGGUCGGGGAAGCCGGUUGCGCGCAGUGCCUCAACGUGGCGGUGGGGAACAUCGAUGGGUGCCCACCCAACUCCGACGGCCGUGCCGUGGACGCCGGCUGCUUCAUGAGAUACUCUGAUAGGUCUUUCUUCCCAGCGAACUCGACGACUGUGGACCUCGCGAUAUACUUGCGGUCCGGGGCUACACUGCUCCAGAGUAUGCGAUUCAUGGCCAACUAUCAGAAAAGGUUGACACAUACAGCUUUGGUGUUGUCGUCUUGGAAAUAUUAAGUGGUCGGAAGAGCAAUGAUACAAGGCUUGAGCCUGAAACACAGUACCUGCUUGAAUGGGCCUGGAAGCUAUAUGAAAGUGACAACUUAAUGGCCUUGCUGGAUGAGUCACUUGAUCCUGAAGAAUAUAGACCGGACGAGGUAAAAAGGAUAAUGGAGAUAGCCCUUCUCUGCACUCAAUCAGCUGUUGCUGCAAGGCCAAUGAUGUCAGAAGUGGUUGUGUUGUUGUUGACAAGAGAUGAUCCAGAGGUCCAGCCCACAAGGCCCACUUUUAUCGAUGCAACAAGCAGAGUGCGAGGCGAAACAUCCUCCUCCAGUUCGUCUUCUGCCUCGAAGGCCACCAUAUCAGUUUCUCAGUUUUCGGCCAGGUAAAAAGCAUCGUUAUAUGACUUCUCUUCUUUUUUCUGUAGUAACAAUAUUUGUAAUCAGUAUAGGUACAUAUGAUAUAUCUAUAUUAGCAGGGAGUGACUGAUUCCUUGUCAGCAUAUAUGACAGCUAGCAGUGUAAAUCAUUUGAAAUUUCCCUUUUGUUCUUGUACUAUGUAAGUUGUAAUUAUCCAUAUGCUUGUGAGGUUCACGUGCAUGUUUUAUAAUGUGCUUACUGCUUUCUAUGUA
Molecule: messenger RNA, 1806 nt
Organism: Zea mays
Lineage: Eukaryota; Viridiplantae; Streptophyta; Magnoliopsida; Poales; Poaceae
Product: cysteine-rich receptor-like protein kinase 2
Exons: 3
Coding region: 321-1193 (290 amino acids)
Cellular component (GO): plasmodesma
Source: RefSeq, a predicted model, not a curated record